Saccostrea cuccullata (small rock oyster) is the source of this 3235-nucleotide messenger RNA. Its product is annotated as neural-cadherin-like. Gene Ontology annotation, molecular function: calcium ion binding. The record is from RefSeq and is a predicted model, not a curated record. The annotation marks the transcript as partial. Gene Ontology annotation, biological process: homophilic cell-cell adhesion. NCBI's taxonomy places the organism in Eukaryota, Metazoa, Mollusca, Bivalvia, Ostreida, Ostreidae. The transcript is spliced from 10 exons.
CCUCGUUGUCAGGUGACAAAGCAGGGAUUUGAUGGGACAGGAUACGCUAUCUACGAACCCCUAAAACAGUGUGAGAACUCCCUCACCAGCAUCGAAUUUAUCACCACGAAAGCCAACGGUCUGAUCCUUUAUAGUGGACCCGUCACAGACCUAGACUCCAAUGCCCCUCAGGACUUCAUGUACCUCCAGUUAACAGGGGGUUACCCAGAGCUUGUCCUGGACCAUGGGUCAGGAAAUGUGACCUUGACCUUGAAUGGAAGGGACUCUCAAGGUCAGGUGAAAAUGAAUCCUCUGAAUGACGGGACCUGGCAUAAGAUUGAUAUCACAAGGCAGGGCAAGUUUGUGACGAUGACAGUAGACCACUGUCUGUCAGCUGACAGUUCUGAGGGCCAAGAUCAGGACAGAGCGCCGUGUGAGAGCAGUGGAUUAACUCGAGGUGAAAACAUCUUCUUGAAUGUAAACGCACCUCUACAGAUGGGAGGGCGUUAUGUUGACACCAAAUAUCCCAACGGCAUCAGUAACGAGAAGUUUAAAGGCUGCGUACGAAACAUGAGACAUAAUGGAGAGUUGUAUAACUUAUACACUAAGAACUUUUACCCUGGAAGUCGUGACGGCUGUCCUGAUGAGGAUAAUGCCUGCAAAGGUUCUGUCGAUCAAACGAAGAAAUGCGGGGAGAACGGGAAGUGUGAACUGGUGGCCCUCCCACAAACCACGCGGUGUAUCUGUAACCCUGGAUACCGUGGCACCAGCUGUGAGACAGAGACUACAGAGAAGUUUUUCCUGACCAAGAGUUACAUGGACUGGGCUCUACAGCAGCAGUUCCACGCCAGUCUGAAUACGAGGAAAAUGGACGUCCAGCUCAUGUACCGGACACGACAGAAACACGGCAUGAUUUUCCAUGUCACUGGCGAGGGUAUCGGAGAGUUCAUCAAACUUGAGAUUGUAGAUAAUGUCAUACAAGUUCUAUACAAUUUGGGAGAUGGAAACAAAGUCCUUCAGAUGGUUAAUGUCACGGCAGCAGAUGGAUAUUGGCACACCCUGUACUUCCAGCGUCGAGGACGAAGCAUUGUUUUAUCACAGGACGGGGGCGAAGGUCCGAUGUUUGUUGAGACCAGUGUGGACUCUAAAUACCAGGAACUGACCGUUAAACAGAAUCAGAUAUACGCUGGAGCAGAGGUCAGCUACGAACACUCCAAGACUAUUGACCAGACCAAUGCUAAAGACCUAGAAAACUCCUGUCUGAAUGACAUCCGUAUGGACAUGAAGUGGUUCCCGAUGACUGCCUCAGAGAAUAACCAGAAUAACGACAUCAAGAUGGUGGCAGAGGCACAAACAACGAACAACUGUACUCGUGAUGACUGCGCGGGAAAUAUAUGUGGAAUGAACGGAAAAAUCUGUAUCCCUCUCUGGGGCAUGCAUAAGUGUGUGUGCCCCCCUCACCACCAGGAGAUCAGCGGCAACUGUGUAUUUAUAGACUACUGUCAGAAUUCUCCCUGCCACCACCUGGCCACCUGUGUGUCAGAUAAAGAUAACACAGAGUUUGGUUAUUACUGUAACUGUGCUCCCAAAAUGAGUGGUCGUCUGUGUAACGUGUACAAAGAGCCAAUCGUGGUGACGGAAGCUUCUAGCUCGGUUUGGAUCAUUGUCCUGGCUGUUAUUUUGAUCCUGCUGCUUAUUGUUGUGGCGAUUAUUCUGGCCUACUACAUCAGACGCCGCAAGGCACAAGAUCAGGAGAACAUCAUGAACUACGAAAAAGACGACUACGACAUCCGCGAGAACAUCGUAGAUUACGACGAGGAUGGGGCGGGUGAAGAUGAUCACGAGGGAUACGAUAUAAAUAGACUGAGGAAACCCGCGGACAUGACAAGGAUGGAUAAACCAAUCAUGGCCACCCACAGCAGGCCUCUUAAAUCUGGACCACCAGGAGGUACAGUAGGGGACUUUAUCACGGAUCGCCUUGACGAUACAAACAAUGACCCUGAUGCCCCGCCCCACGACACGCUUCAUGACUUUGAGUACGAGGGGGAGGGAAGUGAUGCCGGCUCACUGAGUUCUCUAAACACGACGUCAUCGGGAGGGGACCAGGAUUACGACUUCCUCAACGAGUGGGGACCUAAAUUCUCCAAGUUAGCGGACAUGUACAAUAAUUAUGAGGAUGAUUCAGACUGAUUAGGCAAUGGGAAAUUUUACAAUUAUGCAAGAAAAAUGAAAUACCUGAAUAUGUAGAAUAACUGUAAAAUGGUGAAAAAGGAUACGAUGAAAUGUAAUCUUGAGAACCGACAGUACAGGUAGCGGUCAGAAUAUCCUGUAUUGAAAAUUGGCACAUUGAUGCAGUUAUAAUCAACUUAAAAUUUUGAUGCAAUUAUAAUCAAUUUGGAAUUUUUAUUAUGAAGUAAUGAUCAAUGAAGAAUUUUUAUGUAGUUAUAAUGAAUUAAGAAUUUUGAUUCAGUUAUAAGCAUCUUUUGUAUUGAUAUACAUGAAUUACAUGUAGUUAUAUUAAUAUAGAAAAAUCAUGCCUAACAAGGAUUUAAUACUCUGAAAUUUAUACUAAAUCAGGAAUUACCUACAAAAUCAACAUAUUAAAAAAAUUAGAUUGAUUAAACAUAGUUUGAUUUAAAUUUGAAGAAUAUGCACUUUUGCGUUUAGAUUAUAAAAUACUCAUUUGAUAUUGUAACCAUUUAUACAUUAAUCAUGAGAUUCUAAUGCAGAUCAAACUUAACAUCUAUAAACGUUUUAUAGCGUUUUUAUAUUGUUUUGUACAGUCCAUUAUGAAUGGCUGAGUUAUUUGUAUUCUUGUGUUAAUCAGUCAAACUGUCUCUUUUGACACUAAUGGGGGUCAUGUGUAAAAGAUCACAGUUGUGUGGGUCAUCAUCAUGGUAACACUGUAAACAUACUGUGAUAAUCAUGUAUUGUCUUUUAUCUUUUGUAUAUAAUUUAUCAGUGCUAGCCUAAGUAAAAUUUCUCAUUCAUUGUCUUGUAUGAGUCUGAGAGUAAAAAAUGAAUGUAUUUUUUUAAAAUCACAAAUUCUUGCAGGUAGAGUGUAGUGUAUUUGAUGAACAUUUUUUACAUGUUUGAAAGUAAGCUAUUUACACAAGUGUAUUAGAUUUAAUCUGCAUGUCAUUCUUUUCAAAAAUCCAUUGCCUAAUUUUGUUAAACUUUUGUACAUCUUGACCAAUUCCUAUACAUCACCACAGGAGUCUGAAGUUUUUAUCGUAAAAAAAAAAAAAAAGAAAAA